AUGCAAGAGAAGACCAGUGUGUUGGCAGCUACAUCAGCACAGGUUGGACUCAUUAUCCACAAGAAGACCAAGAUCCUUAAGACCAACUUCAGCAACAUCAACCCAAUCACCCUCAAUGGAAGUCCCCUGGAGGAAGUACAGUUCUUCAUCUGCAUCAUUGACAAGCAAGGUGGGACAGAUGCAGAUGUCAAGGCAAGGAUCGGCAAAGCAAGAGUCGCCUUCAUCCAGCUCAAGAACAUCUGGGCUUCCAGAGAGCUAACCUUGACCAACAAGAUCUGA
Messenger RNA from Pelobates cultripes (western spadefoot toad), 279 nucleotides. Lineage: Eukaryota; Metazoa; Chordata; Amphibia; Anura; Pelobatidae. The record is from the annotation of a GenBank genome assembly.